This is a messenger RNA of Aspergillus terreus NIH2624, 3480 nucleotides long. RefSeq names its product poly(A)-specific ribonuclease (gene pan2n2). The transcript is spliced from 3 exons. Gene Ontology annotation, biological process: mRNA processing; nuclear-transcribed mRNA poly(A) tail shortening. The record is from RefSeq and is a predicted model, not a curated record. Gene Ontology annotation, cellular component: PAN complex; P-body. Lineage: Eukaryota; Fungi; Ascomycota; Eurotiomycetes; Eurotiales; Aspergillaceae. Gene Ontology annotation, molecular function: nucleic acid binding; protein binding; poly(A)-specific ribonuclease activity. Bases 1 to 3480 code for a protein of 1159 amino acids.
AUGGAAGCCGACUGGGAUGAAUUGUCGCGCAUUCCGGUGCCACCGCCGAGUCCGCAUGCGUUGCCUACCGUUGCGACGACAAUCGCGUUUGACGAUGUGAUGGAACUGUUGUGGGUGGGAAAUGAAUAUGGCCGAAUCACUUCCUUUUACGGACCGGAAUUGCAACGGUAUACGUCUGUCCGGGCGCACCCAGUCGCUGAGGGGAUUGUCCGGCAGAUAUUGUUUCAUGAACGGGGCGUGAUAUCGCUGUCUUCGAGGAGCGUGCAUAUGAUUACUCGACGCGGUCUUACACAAUGGCAUGUUGCUCACGAGGAAAUGGUCGAUCUGCGGUGUAUGAGCUUCACGGCGCAGUUGAAUCGGGUUAUUGUAGCUGGAUGCCAGAAGGUGAUGUUCACCAUUGACAUUGACAAAGGGGUCAUCGUCGACAAGCUGCCGACGGAGUAUAACUACACGAUGAUGAAAAAGAGCCGAUAUCUCUGUGCCGCGACGGACACGGGAUCCGUGAAUGCGCUGAGCCUGUCGGAUUUCCGCGUCGUCAAGUCCUGGAAGGCUCACGGCACGGCGGUCAACGACAUGGAUGCCCGGAACGACCUGCUGGUGACCUGUGGAUUUUCGGUGCGACACCUAGGCUCUCCGAUUGUUGAUCCGCUGGCCAACGUCUACGAUUUAAAAACCUUGUCACCACUGCCGCCUAUCCCCUUCCAUGCCGGUGCUGCUUAUGUCCGCAUGCACCCUAAGCUAUCCACGACUAGUUUUGUGGCGUCGCAGACGGGUCAGCUGCAGGUGGUGGACCUAAUGAACCCGAACUCAAUCAAUCUCCGCCAGGCAAAUGUCUCUUUCAUGCUUGGUAUCGAUAUUUCGCCGUCUGGUGAAGCACUGGCCAUCAAUGACGCCGAGUGCAUGGUCCACUUGUGGGGAUCGCCGGCGAAGAUCCAUUUCAACGAGAUGAGCAAGGAAGUCGAGCUCGCAGAUGUCACGCAUCGACCUCCCCCGCUGGACUGGUCGCCGGAUACCCCCCUGAAUAUGAUCGGUAUGCCAUACUACCACGAACGGCUUUUCUCGGCCUGGCCGAGCCACCUUGUGUUUGAGGUUGGGAGCCCGCCGGCUCCCAUCGAUACGGGAUUGAUCCCCUAUCUACGUCCAGCCGAGAUUGGACACUGUGCACCGAACCCCAAAAAGACACGGCGGUACCAGGUCGAGAACACGCGCGCUGUAGCGACCACUGAACCCGCUUUGAUUGCUCCGAAAUUCCUAAGUGAAAAGGCACGGGAGCAAAGCAAGAAGAGUGACGGCUCAGUGGCCGAGGCCGCGGGGGCGCUUGCUGGUGCAAAGCUGAACGGAGAGGCCGAAGACGAUCCUCUCCUGAAAUAUAGUAAUGUCGAGAUUAAAUAUAGCCGGUUUGGCGUGGAUGAUUUUGACUUCCGGUUUUACAACCAAACGAACUUUUCGGGACUGGAAACGCACAUCGCGAACUCUUUUACAAAUGCCCUCCUCCAACUGCUCAAAUUUAUUCCGUUGGUGCGCAAUGUGGCGCUGCACCACGCUGCCAGCUCGUGUGUCUUUGAGAACUGUCUUUUAUGUGAGAUGGGCUAUCUUUUCGAUAUGCUCGAGAAGGCGAACGGCCAGAAUUGCCAGGCGACGAACUUGUUGAAGACUUUCAGCAGUUUCCGCGAGGCCGCGAGCCUGGGGAUCCUGGAGGAAAACCUGACGAAUAAGUCGCUUUCUUCCGCUAUUCAGGCCGUGAACCGGUUUUUCCUUGGCCAGAUUGCGCAUGAUUUCCGAACGAUAAUGCCCAACUCUGAUGACCUCGAACAGCGAUUAGCUACAAUCGCAUCCGAGUCUAUACAAUGCCGCUACUGCGGCAACGAGAUUGUGAGACCUGGGAACUCCCUAGUCAACGAACUCAUCUAUCCAAACAUGGAUAUCAAACACACACGCAGGAACCCAGCUUUCCGUUUCUCCAACAUCUUGCGGGCCAGUAUUGAGCGCGAGACACAGAACAAGGGCUGGUGCAACUACUGUCGGCGGUAUCAGCCGGUGGGAAUCCGGAAAAGCGUCCAUCGAAUGCCUCUGGUCAUGAUGCUCAAUGCCGCAUUGAAUACGCCUAUGGCUCGACGGCUGUGGGCGAUCCCUGGCUGGCUUCCAGACGAAGUCGGAAUUGUCAUUGAUGGUGGUCAAACCCUCUGUUACGAAGGGGAGGACCUGCGCAUGCGCGUCCAAGCUAAUAUGCCGGGUCUGAUCGUUUAUGAACUGGUUGGUGUAGUGACGGAGAUUGAUAUUCCCGAACAUCAAAAACCCCACCUGGUGUCGUUCAUCAACGUUGCUAUCUCCUCCCCCGAGCCCCAGCCCCAGAAUAAGUGGCAUUUGUUUAAUGACUUCCUUGUUACUGAGGUCGACAAGGAUGAGGCUCUGCGGUUUAAUCAGCCAUGGAAGGUACCGUGCGUGCUGGCGUUCCAAGUGAAGGAUGCGCGCCAUGCUAUGGAUGACUCCUGGAAGGACGCCCUCGAUACUACCCUACUCUUCAGGGACUGGUCGCUCAAUGGUGGCCGUCCGGUGGAGUCACGGGUUACGCUGUCCGAGGACGAAAAACCUACACCAGGGACACCCAUGGCGUUGGAUACCGAGUUUGUUGACCUUGAAAAGGCCGAGAUCGAUGUGAAAGCCGAUGGCUCCCAGGAGAUCGUGCGACCGAGCAAGAGCGGCCUCGCCCGUGUCUCUGUCCUCCGUGGCUCGGGAGUUCGUGAAGGAGUCCCAUUUAUCGACGACUAUAUCACCAUCAAGGAACCAAUUGUCGACUAUGUGACCCAGUAUUCCGGUAUCAAGCCCGGCGAUCUGGACCCGAGAACCAGUGAGCACAAUCUGGUCCCGCUCAAGGUGGCGUAUAAGAAGCUGUGGCUGCUUCUGAAUCUUGGUUGCGUGUUUGUCGGACACGGUCUGGCGUCCGACUUCCGUAAAAUCAACAUCCAGGUCCCCAAGAGCCAGACGGUCGAUACCCAGUACCUGUUCUUCCACCCAGGUAAGAGCCGGCGGCUCAGCCUGCGGUAUCUCGCCUGGGCUGUGUUCAAGGAAUAUAUCCAAGAGGAACCUGCGGAUAACAACGAGGGACAUGACUCUAUUGAGGACGCCCGGAUGGCUCUUCGCUUGUGGAAGAAGUUCCUCGAAUACGAGGACGCCGGCAUCGUCUCCCAGAUGUUGGAGGAGAUCUUCCGCGAAGGCUCCAAGCUCGGGUUCCGACCACCGCCUCGCAACGGCACCGCGGCGGUUCUCUCGCGACCCGGCACCGCAGUGACCAUGCAGAAUACCAACAGUGGUCGCAACACACCUACCGUCCCUGAUGCUGCCGGAGCUCCUGCUGUCCCUGCCAGUGCGCCGACUACCCCCGGCCGGGGGUUCCGCCGUGCGGAUGCCUUGACGCCUGGUGAUGGAACUUUUUCGGGUCCUGGUGCUGGCGACUUUUUUGGAGGAAGUCCGCUCAAGUGA